AUGUCCAAGGACGACGUUGGCUGCAAGCUGACCUCAGUCUACAAGCACAAGGAGAGGAAGCCAAAAAAGCCCCACUACAUCCCAAGGCCCUGGGGCAAACCAUACAACUACAAAUGUUUCCAGUGCCCCUUCACCUGCAUGGAGAAGUCCCACCUCUACAACCACAUGAAGUACAGCCUGUGCAAGAACUCCCUCUCCCUCCUCAUCGAGUCUGACUGGCCCUACAAGAAGGGCAAUCUGCUCCACCCGGAGCUGCGGCUCCUGCACGCAACGGAGAGCUCCCGCCUGCGUGGGCGGCGGGACGAGCAGGAGACCUGUGACUCCUCGGCCAUGUCAGGAGGGUCGGUCAGGAGCAAGCAGGGCUCCGGCCGGGAUGGACACGAGGACAAGCCGAUGUCAGGGGUGGAGAUCCUGCCUGCUGAAGGGGCUGGUGAAGAAGGUGGCCCAUUCCAAGAGGAGGAGGAGGAUGUUGCUGGCCUGUUGAGAGAGAUGGAUGCAGGGGAGAAGAAAGAGAAAAACGAAGAGGCAGGUUGCCAAGGUGACCCAGCUGAACCAGAAGUGAACACUUUGGUCUUUGGUUUCAAGAACAAGAGGGACAAGCCUUGCAAGGAGGUGGAGCCCGACUUCAUCAUCACAGACGUCUUCUCUCUCAAGAACCACGUCGUGAAAAGCAGGGAAAUGGCCUCCCCAGACCUCGAUGCUAAGCCAAAGCAUUGCAAAGUGCCAAAGAAAUGCCUGGCCAGCAGCGGGAUCCUCAUGGAGCAGUGGAAGCUGGUGGCAAAUGGGCAAAGGAGGAACACACCUGAGGUCUCUCCACCUUGUACCGACAGCAACAUCAUCCCGUGCUACCCUCCUCCAGCCUACGGCGACUACCACGAACCUCAGGGCCUCAACCUCUCACUGCUGGGUAUCAACUACCCGUUAAACCCCAGUCUCUUCUCCUACCUGAGCCCAACCAUGGCCAACAGUGCUACGACGCACCCGCACUUGGCUCAGCUGCCCUUCCUGGCCUCCACGGCCCAGCUGAUGCACCCCCAUGCCUCCCACUUCCAGCCUCUGCAGAGCCCCGAGCGCUCCACCUUCCUUCCCCGCUUCUACUACCCCUUGCUCUUUGAGCACACCUUCGGCACCACUGAAAGCAAGAUGUCCUCCAGCAAGCCAGAAGCCCAGCAGCUGGUGGGCUCUGUCAUGCCCACGCCACCCCAAGCCAAACCUCCCAGUGAGCCAACCAAACCAGGGUUGCUGAAGGUACCGGUUCUGAAGACAAGUUUUCCUUGGUCCAAAGGGCUCAGAGAGGAGCCAGCCUCUGAGCUUGGCCACUCUGCCAUGCUGGGGCAGGAAGAAGAGGAGAAAUGGCUGUCCCAAGAGAAGGAGAGCAACCCAGCUUUGGGCCUCAACAACCUACGCAAAAAGCCAACCACUGAUAUCUACCAAAACGUGGUGGGGAUGAAGGACGGUGCUUUUGCCCCGAGCAGCGUCCGGAAGACAGAGUUACCGGUGGUGACCUGUCUGGAGACCAGCAGCCCCCCAGGCAACUCCUUGAAGAGGAAGUUCAAUGCCAAUGGGAUGGAUUUGAUAGGACCCGAAAGGCCGACGCCUGGAAAAUUCAGCUACCAGAGCAGGACCAAAGGAGCUGAAGAGCCUUCAGGUGUGUCCAAGCACCUGGGCUACAUCACCACUCGCCGCCCCUCGCUUUCCCCUGUUUCGUACAGAGACAGAAGCGAUGUGGUGUCCGCUGGCUGGAGAGAUCCCCUCCAACCGGGCCUUCAGGACUGUGGGAUGGUCAUUUCCAUCAACGUUCUCCGUUGCUCCAAGAAGAAGGAGAAUCUAGACUCUGAGGCCACAACCGUCCUUAUCGGGGACCUGUCCAAAACCUUAGAGGAAUACCAAGAGGUGGAGAAGAAACUGUCCGAUCUGGCAAAGGAGGACACCCCUGGUCAAAAAGAGCUGAGGGACCAGCUGGUCAAAAUCCGAAGGGAGCUCUACCACAUCCACCAGGCACUGGAGAAAGCCACCAAACCCCACGAGGGGCCUCUGGACCUCUCGGUGAAGAGGUCUUCUGAAGGUCUGGAGAAGGUCCAGCAGGCCAAGAAGGAGCCCUGCAACAUCAGCCUGGGAAGUGAGAAGCUCCACGGCAAAGACCAAGGGACCUUCAACACAUGUAUGGCCACCAGAGAGGCUGGAGACGGGGAGGGGCUGCCAAACUGCCUCCUCGAGGCCGAGAACAAAACCAUCGACCUGCUGAUCAAGAUGAGCCGCUCCGAGAGCCUCCGGGCAUCCUCCUCUGAGGCCCACCUGGGUGCUGUCAUCAAGGCUGAGGUCCUGCCGCUCACCAUGCCCCUGGAGCUCCGGCACGUGAUGGAGCCCUACUACAGCCGUACCACCAAGUGCGAGGCAGACUCCAGCGUCCUGCUCUGCUCCGAUGGCAGAUCCAGCACCACCCAGGGCCCUCAGCUCCCGGUCACCACCGAGGACGGGCCCCUGGGCUGCCGGGCCAUGCAGCGCUCCAUGUCCUGCAGCCUUCCCAGCGAGACAGACGCAGUGUGUGUCCACAGCCCUCUGCAUGCCGAUCCCUAA
This is a messenger RNA of Tauraco erythrolophus (red-crested turaco), 2577 nucleotides long. NCBI's taxonomy places the organism in Eukaryota, Metazoa, Chordata, Aves, Musophagiformes, Musophagidae. The record is from RefSeq and is a predicted model, not a curated record.